Mytilinidion resinicola is the source of this 3321-nucleotide messenger RNA. RefSeq names its product galactose oxidase. The transcript has 2 exons. Gene Ontology annotation, cellular component: cytosol; mitochondrion. Gene Ontology annotation, biological process: cell redox homeostasis. Lineage: Eukaryota; Fungi; Ascomycota; Dothideomycetes; Mytilinidiales; Mytilinidiaceae. Gene Ontology annotation, molecular function: protein binding. Bases 1 to 3321 code for a protein of 1106 amino acids. The record is from RefSeq and is a predicted model, not a curated record.
AUGAUACCGAUAGGCGUCUUCGUAUACUCCCCUGUGGGAGCCACCACCCCGCUGAGGGACGAGGACUCUAUUUGGAAUCGCCGCAAGAAAACCGCUAAGAAUCCACCUUUGAAGCAGCCCGCGAAGGAGCAGCAGCGUCUUCCCAGUGCUGACAGGGCGCAACAUCACCGUUUCGCUGCAAUCUCCCUUGCCCGCGUCUGUCGUCGCAUCUACUCACCGGACGGUCGCCGUGUCUCUCUUGGUUACUCGCCAGCUUCUAACGUCAAUCCUCCGUCUUCGUCAUCCCGGCCAAAGCACGUUCCCAUUGUCGUUCCACACUAUGCCCCGAGCGUAGCACCCAAUAGCGCGUGCUAUUCUACCGACUCCAACCCGUCGAAGUCUUCAGCAGACGCCAGCACCUACCGCUCAAGUCUCACUAGAUAUUCUCCCAGCAUCGCAGACCUCCCCUUGCCUAGCCGGAACGUGUCUGCAAACUCAACCACUGCCAAGUCCAGGCAUGUUGAGAUUUUGAUACCAAAUUGGGCCGCACCUAUCCAAAACCAAUCAGCUUUGCCGCUCACCUCCGAGAGUGGUGGAACACUAGUUCUUUCUUCCCCUCUUGCUUCGUCAAAACACGCUACUGCCGUCAUGGCUCGUCAGACGCCAAAUUCGAGCAGGACGAAUACUAUAGAUUCUCAAACCGCAGCCCCUUCGCCAAAUCAGCUUGUGAAUAGCAGCCAAACCAGCUUGAACCGGCCAGAUGGUGCGGAAGCAGGUAACGAACGGCCUCCCAUGAGUGCCUCAAUUCGGACGCCAGGAUCUGGCGGCGCUUCUGGAGGCCCAUCUCCGGCCAUGUUACAAACAGCCGGUCUUUCUACGCCUUCCAACUCGACAUCAGGGCUAUCUGGGCUGGUGUGCAAUGUGCAUCGGACUACUGGCAGGGAACCUCAUCCUCUAGUUGGGGCUACGACUACUAUAUUAGGAGACAAGCUCUAUGUUUUUGGCGGGAGGAGACUCUCGCGGACACGGCCGCAGCUUACCGCGGAUCUGUACGAGCUUGACCUCGUCAGGAGGCAUUGGACCAAACUUGACACUAAAGGCGAUAUACCUCCGCCGCGAUAUUUCCACAGCGUCUGUGCUUUGGGCGACACAAAACUAGUCUGCUACGGAGGAAUGUCUCCAGCCGCUCCGCAAACCGCUCAGCCAGCUCCACCUCAACAAGGAAGUGCCGCAGAUGCUCAGCCCGAGGUUGUUGUAAUGUCAGAUAUACACAUCUACGAUGUGCCUACCCGGACAUGGAUGAAUAUUGCCACUGUUGACUCACCCCAAGGACGGUACGCACAUUGCGCAACUAUCCUGCCAUCGUCGGCUGUAUUCGCAUCCGCGAGUGCUCCAAUGGCGGCCAUACAGCAUAAUCCUCCCUCUACAAAUCCCAACCAGGGCUCACUUGGGGUCCAGCUGGAUGGAAACGGUGGCGCAGAGAUGGUUGUCGUCGGCGGCCAAGAUAGCGCGAAUCACUAUAUCGAGCAAAUUAGCGUGUUCAACCUUAGGAGUCUGAAGUGGACAGCUACCAAUACCCUGGGAAGGAGCUGCGGAGCAUACAGGAGCGUUAUAGCGCCCUUGAGCACCAUGGAACCGUCGAAGAUUGGCACUGGACCAAGGAAAAGCGGUGAAGCUCAAGCCGAAGAGACAAAUUCAGAAGAUGGAACCGAAGGAGGCUCUUCCAUGCUCAUAUACUCCAACUACAACUUCCUAGAUGUAAGGCUUGAACUUCAAGUCAGACUACCCGAUGGCACACUAUCCGAAAAACCUAUGCAUGGGAAUUUCUCGCCCCCAGGCUUACGAUUUCCGAAUGGUGGGAUAAUAGACAACCAUUUUGUUGUCAGUGGAACCUUUCUGACGUCCUCCAAGCAAGAGUAUGCUCUAUGGGCAUUAGACCUUCGGUCUCUUACUUGGAGUAGAAUAGAUGCAGGCGGCAGCAUCUUCAGCCAGGGGAGCUGGAAUCGCGGCGUCUUAUGGAACCGGCGCAAUUGCUUUGUCAUUCUCGGAAAUCGCAAACGUAAUCUCGUGGAGGACUAUAAUCACCGUCGCAUCAACUUCUCCAACAUUUGUGUUGUUGAAUUAGAAGCGUUUGGUCUCUACGAUAACCCCCGCAAAUCCGCCCCUAAUUCGGCGUAUCACUCUAUCAGUUCGCCUAUACCUACACAGUAUCUGGACGGGAAGGCGGGUGGUCGGCAGCUUUUUUCAGCUGCUGCAGAAAUGGGCCAAUUGGCCUUGGGCAUCCGCGAACUCGCGGACAUGGACUUUCUAGCCAUGGGCGGUGAGCGCAUCCCAGUGAACUCGCACCUUGUCGCACGACGAUGGGGCCCUUACUUCAACCACCUUCUUCGCGAAGGCAGCAACACGCAUGAAAAUGCUGACACUGCAACCCUUCGUCCAUCGAACGCAACGCUCCCAUCCCGCAACUCCAGCAUCACCAUUACGCCCUCUGUCAAGACCAGCUACUCGAAUGCCACAACACUCACGAACAACACCGGCACAGAAAACGGUGUACCUUCAUCCUUCGAUCCACCCGAACCUCGCGCCCCCCUCCCCGCGAGCAGGCCCCGCACUCUUUACCUCCCGCACACUCAUCUAACAAUCCAAGCCCUGAUCCACUAUCUAUACACCUCUUCACUACCACCCCCGUCCUCCCAACUUUGCAGUCCACAGAUCCUCUGCUCCCUCCUACAGCUCGCCCGACCCUACCACAUUGACGGCCUCCUCGAAGCCAUAGUUGAGCGUCUACACGUCCUCCUCGAUGGCCGCAACACCGCCGCCAUUUUUAAUGCUGCGGCCAUGGCUGCCGGAGGCGGCUCAGGCGUCACAUUCGUCGGCGUUACCAACGGCGCCGGUCUAGGCCUCGACGCUCUAUCUGCAGCGUCAGCGAACUCGCUUUCACCAGAUUCAGCUGGAAAUGGUGUUGGAAGUAGUUCUGGCGACGGAGCCAGCGCCGCCGCCGCGCGCUCGCUCGAUGCUGGACUCCGUGCGCUGAGGAUCAAUACCGAUGUUAGUGGCAACGGGGCGAGGACACAGCAAGACGAUGAGGUUAGUAGUGCGAGUACUAGCACUAGUACCUCUGCCAGCGAGAUCGGUAGUGCUAGUGGUAUUGGCAGCGAGAGGGAGGUGUGGGCUGGGGAGCUGAGCGCGGUCGUGGGACUGCAAAAGAGGGGGUUGAGAGGGUUAAUGGAGGGGAGGAGAAUUAGGGAGAUGGGCCGCGGUGGUAGUGGUGGCGGUGCAAGCGGAUCAGCGGGAGCUGAUGCUGGAGAAGGGAGAGUUGGAUUGGGCAUUGCGCAGUCGUGA